Etheostoma cragini (Arkansas darter) is the source of this 4371-nucleotide messenger RNA. RefSeq names its product taperin (gene tprn). The record is from RefSeq and is a predicted model, not a curated record. The transcript is spliced from 4 exons. NCBI's taxonomy places the organism in Eukaryota, Metazoa, Chordata, Actinopteri, Perciformes, Percidae. The coding region runs from base 217 to 2829 and encodes 870 amino acids. Gene Ontology annotation, molecular function: phosphatase binding.
GCGGCCAAGGGCUGUGUGGAGAGAGGCAGUCAGAGUGAGAAAGCAGAGGAAGAGGAGAGAGAAAAAUAGACGAUAGGGAUGUGUUUACGUGUGCGGUGAACAGUGCUGCGGGUCCAGUCAGAGCCGGAUACAGGUUUUAUAGCCGCACCGGACCGCGGCAAAACCGCCUCAGAGCCUGCCUCUCUCCUCUUCAUCCCCUCUAAACAACACUCCGCAAUGUCUGGCGGAGGAGAGGUACGCGUCCUCCGCCAAGAGCCUGGGCAAGAGAGCCCGAGGAUGCCGGCCUGGAAGCGAGAGAUCCUGGAGAGGAGGAAGGCGAAGGGCGGCGGGUCUGGAGGAGCAUGUGCCGCGGAGACAAGCCCCGGCGGUGCGGGUUCGCAGCGUGCUAACGGCGAGACGACGGGAAAUGUAAACGGCAGCAGCAGCAGCAGCAGCAGUAGCGGACCGAUCUGUGGGUCCGGGCGGAGCUACACCAUCACCACCGCCAGUCAACACUUCACGAACAACAAAGAGCCACGGCCGACGGACGCUGAGAGGACGAUACCGAGGGAGGACGACAGACAUGAGAGCCUGGUGCUACAGGAAAGUCUGGGCCCGCUGGAGGAGAACCCAUUCAUUAAACUGGAGAAGGAGCGGAGGCGUCGACAGGACCGAGAUAACGCUUCUCGUCCUGUCCAGCACAUCUUGGAGCUGUAUGGCAGUGUACCCGGUAUACGGACUAUCCGCGCAGACAAUAUUAUCAUAAUUGAGUCUGACCCGGAUUACUUUCCGGAAGCUGGUGGGGUAAACACCGGGUCCAAAUGGCAGCAGAACGGUGUGAGUAGUUACAGCUCUCUAAAUGACCUCCUGGACCGAAGAGGGAGUGCUGUUACUGAGAUAAGAGCCAAGGAAGUGGUCAUUUAUGACACCACGUUAAGCAAGAGUGAGGAGAACUUGAGCACCCUGGGCCGCCCUGAUCAUGAGGCCUCAUCAUACAAGACAGGUGAGGGCCAAGGCAGGGUUAGCCGGAUGCUGCAGAAGUUUGACAGCAACUACGGGAAGCUGCAGAAGAAGUCCCACAGCACAGAGAACCUGCUGGACCUGGACUGUAGUGCCAGCAGCAGGCCAAGACUCUGGUCCAGGCCACAGCCAGAUCUGGUGCCAAAGGCAAGGCCAGGACCGUCAAUCAGCAGCCCGGGCAGCAGCCAGCCAUCUUCGCCUGUCUUCCAGAGUCCAUUGUCUUCCAAACCAAGGCCACAGCCUGUUGUCUCUGAGCUGGGCAGCCCCCCACGCUCUGCCGGGACCCCUCAGCCUGUGUCUUCCUUCCGUCAGCGGUUUGAAGAGAGUGCAGGCCCUGGUGCAGCUGUCACCCCUGGCGAUGAGCCAGACAGGGUGCAAACCAAGUCCAUCAGAGAGAGAGACUGGGAAAGCUCUGAGGUGCCACCCAAACCCAAGGUGCCAUGCUCUCCAGAGACCCGUCGCGUCCGUGCCGAGCCCCCCUCAAGCCCCAUCUUGUUCAAGGUGUCGCGCUCCUCUUCUGACUUUGAGAUCCGUCCCUCACCGAAGCCAGACCUCACUCGAAUUCCUGAUGGGGACACCCAGGCACGGGCCCUCGCAAACCUGCGCCUGCAGUCCCGCAACUCCUUCACAGUGAUCCCCAAGCGCCGUGUUGCUGCCUCAUCUGCAACAGGCAGCCCAGCACCGCCCAGCCCCAUCAAGUCUUCCCCUUCCCACAGAGUGGCAGAGGUGCCCACGCCAGGAGUGCCAACCUCUCACACCCCUCCGCCCACCUCGACACCCUCAAAGAGGAAUGAGGAGAAACUGCAGGAGAAGGAAUUCGAGAGGCCCGGGAGGCUCUCCCAGCCUGAACCAUCUCCUUCUGUUGCCACAAGUCCUGCGACUCGUCCGACCUCAGAACCUGUGUCUCCAUCCCCUGCCCUAACCCCAGCUCCUUACUCAACACCUGCUCUGCCUUCACCCCCCUCCUCUCCAGCUGUCCCAUCUUCACCCCCCUCGUCUCCAGCUGUCCCAUCUUCACCCUCCUUCUCUCAUGUUCCUUCAGACUCUCCAGCCCCGUCUCCUGCCCCUUCUACCCCAUCCCCUGCUCCAGAACAACAUCCCGUGGAUCAGCUGCCUGUAACAAACAUAGACGACAUUGAUGUGGAGCCCCAGCAGCGUGUCUCCGCUCCCAGCCCCAUGGCACAGAGAAAAAAGGGCAACACCUUCACCGUGGUCCCUAAACGUAGGUUGGAGGCCGAGGGCCAGCCAAGCUCACCUGAGUCCCGGCAGGAAGCCUCAAGCGAGCCACCACCGGGAUCCACGCCCCCACAGGCCCCGUACGCUCAGCUGGGCUCCCUGCUGAAGAAACGCUACCCCGCUGCAGAGGAGAUUGAGGUCAUCGGUGGUUACCUUUCACUUGCAAAGUCCUGCCUCUCCAAGACGGGCUCCAUGGGCAAGAAGCUUAAGAUCUCAUUCAACGAGUCAAGUCUCCACAGUACGUACGAGUAUCCAUCCGAGAGCAGCGCGUGGGACAGCGAGGACGAAGACGAGGACGAGAAACUAGACGAAAAGCUGGCGGAUGAACAGCCGAGCAUGGUGGGACGCAUCCACAUCCCCCGACCCAGUUUCACCAGCUCGCCCACGCACACGUCCAACAGUAACGACCUUUCCAGCUACAUUCCCAAGCACUCUGUGGACUUUAGCGCCUGGCAGGAGCACAAACACGAGGACAGUGUUUACCAGGAGGACACCACUUCCCAACACACACAGAUGACAGAGGAAGUCAUGCUCACACCUGCAGACAGCUCCUCCCUGUCGGACUACAGCAGCGAGCCCGCUCUUUACUUCUGAUCAGAGGGACCAAUCAUCUGUACCGUAGCACCCCCCCUCUGCCCCCCGUGGGACCAGCCUGACCUGCCUCCAGCUCUACACUCCAGCCGUCUCUAAGCACAUCUUCCUGCUCAGACAGGAAACACAGUAUUUAGUCUUUGUUUUUCACAGCAGAAGGGCGUUUUUUGCCAGGUGGCCGGUGUUACCAUUCCCAACCUUCCUCUUGACUUGCCGCAAAGAAUCCAAAAGCAGCUGGACUGUGUUUGCCCCUACGAUCCAGGACAGUUGAUCUGUCAGCCCCCCUCCCUCCCUCCCUCGUUUCCUCGCCCUCACUAACAAAAGACAGACAGAAUUGAAUCGAUUGUCAAAACCUAGAGAGACGUCUGCCUUCCUCUCCAGACUCCAGAAGAACUCCAGAGUCCCCCCUACGGUGAUUCUCUUGGUUCCGACUUCAACAUUUGCUUCCGGUUUUUGGGGAGGAUGUAGACAAGCGUGAGUGACCAAACUCCUUAAAAGAACAGGGAGCCGCCAGUGCCCACGCGUGGGUGACGCCACGGCGACAGAGUUCAGUGUUAGCAUGGAAACAUGUGAUUCGGAUGUCCAAAAAAAACGUAGGGUUGGUGGAGGACGUGUCUGCUUGUGUCGCUCGCUGGCACACUAAGACACACAAAAACAACAACAAAAAAAUGAUGAAAGUGUGCCACAAUUGUAGUUUCUUUGUCUCUUUUUGUACCUGCAUGUUUUUGAUUUCAGCCAACAGCUUGGUUGGUUCUCUUGGACGGUAACGCUUCGGUAUGCCUUUUUCAGUUUUUGGUUUCCCGGCAAACUCUGCCUGUAUUAAAGCUGCUGGAUGUUCAGUGGAAGAGUGUCAACAGCAGGCAAACUUCAACACACUUCCUUUUAUUAGUGACGAGGGAGGGAAAAUAUGCACCCCAGGGAUCGUUUCUGUCAGGCAGCAGCAACUGAUUCUGAUAACCUGCUUGAAAAAGUGCCCUUGGCCAAUGUCUGUAUGUCCGUAUUGCUGGUGACAAACAAAACUCAUCAUACUGUAGAAUGUUUCUGUGUAUGCUCGAUCAAGGUAUUUGUGUCAUGUUUAUCAAAAGCUGUCAGCGGUCGCCUUUUUUAUUCUGGCUUCUUGUGUAUUUAUUCCUGCUUAAAGUUGAAGUUUGCAUGUCUGAGACCUGCUCAUGUACAAAAAAACCUGUUUUUGUAAAGACACAUUUGCUGGUGUGGAAGGAACCGGACGGGUGCGGAGAGCCCCGCCGGACGUUGUUUUUGUGUUGUUGUUGUUUUCCAGUCGGACCUCAUGUACUUUGACAUUCCACAAGAGGAAGAAGAAGCCGGUCCAUCAAAGUAACGAAGGCAAAACAACCAUCACGAUCAUUCGUAACAUGGCAUGUUUGUGAGAGCGAAUGCAAGAUUGUGUGCUUUUGAAAGAAGAUGUAAGGAUUUUUUUUAUUAAGAUUGUUUUAUAUACAAGAAUGCACCAAGUUUCCAGAGGAAUUUUUUUUUUUUUUUUCUUUAACUCAUAAUGCCAAGUGAUUAAAGUGUUGCUGUAACAGC